AUGGAGCUUGUAGCGUCUUCAGACAUCGGAGAGCGUGUGUUUAAAGGUCUAAUUGAUAUUAAAACACGUCUAGAUCAAACAACACAAGAAGAUACUUCAUAUCCUGAUCUCUUUGAUCAGUUUAAUGCCCAAUCCGAGCCUCAGAAUUAUUUCUUUGAGCCCUAUACAUCCCAAUGGACACCCCAAAUGACACAAAAGGGUACAAUCAUUCCACUACCAACUGCUAUUGCUGCUACUUUCGAUGAAACAAAGACAUUAUCAUUAUCUGGUCUCUUACCUGAACUUUACUCUGUCUGGACAUCAAUUGAUACACGUCUUUUUCUAUGGAGUUAUGCACAACGUGGUCGUUUUAUUGCAAUGGAAUUUGAUCAAGCAAUUGUCUCAAUUGGACUCGUACUUUAUCCAGCUACAGGUGUAUUUACAUCGAAAGUACGUCAUGUACUUGUAGUAGCAACGACAGUUGAGGUUCUACUUGUUGCGAUUGUGUGGGAAGAGAAACAGACGACAGCAAGUGACGAGAUGAUUGGACCCAUGACGUAUAAACUACAGAGAACAAAGCUCAGUGUUAGUACGGACAAGUGUAUUGUACGUAAGAUUGUUACGACAUACAAUGGUCGUAUCUUUUUUGGAGGAUCGGAUGGAGCACUGUACGAAUUCUUGUACGCACCUGAACAAAAGGCCGCAGCCGAUCGCAAUUCGUUACUUGGAGCAGCAUUGACAAAUGUACCUGGAGUCGGAUCGUCUGAUGCAUGCCGAAAGGUUGCGCAUACGACGAGUUAUGCGCAGUAUCUACCAAGAUUUCUUGCUGGAUUAGCUAAUGUGCCGGGCAAAGUGAUUGACAUGUGUGUUGAUCAGGCACGACAUAUUCUUUAUAUGCUACAUGAUGAUGCUCAAGUGAGUGUGUUUGACUUGGCAGCUCAUGGACACGAUUGCAAGACAGUGUGUGCUGUUAAUCUCCUUGCAGAUGGUGCAAAAUACGCGCGUGAGAAUCGACGAACACGUGUCUCGUGCCCCGAUGAACGACUUUUCCAGCCGGCAGAGGCUGGAACGCCUAAUGCUUUGAAGAUUGUGGCAUUAUCUACUGUUUCUCCGGACGAGUCGAAGGUCGUCACACUGGUAGCUGUGACUUCGAACGGUAUCCGAUUUUAUUUGACAGCAUACUCGCGACGGUAUGCGUACUCGGAAUCUACUACUCAUGGCAAGGCGAAACGCCCAUCGAGACUCGAGAUUCUCCACAUUCGACUGCCGCCUCCAGCAAUGGCAUUGCGCGACGCGCCUCCGUAUCAUGCCAAGGAGGGCAUGCAGCCAGGUUAUGCCCCAGGCAAGAGUCCAGGCGCAGUACACGUGGCGUUUUACCGCAAGGGUGUUUUUUUGUGUAUUGAAGGACGACGCGAUCAGCAAGAUCAGCUCGUGGGCAUCACACAUGACCCCAUUAGUACGACAGCCCUUCCUAUAUCGAGUGGUUUAGCGGUGAGGAAACCUGCAAUCCGAGAGUCUGUCUCACUGCACACUUGCAUCGGUAAAGUCGUGGAUAUUCAGGAACUCGAUCCAUAUUCUAGCGAGGAACCCGAUAGCGCAUGGAUGACCCAGGUGGAAACUGGUGCGGCGUCAAGUUCUAGAUCAGAGGGAUUGAGCAGCGGCAGCAAGCGGUCGUUUGACGAAAUGUCCACUGGCAUUCCUACUGGAAAAGCUAUUGAAACUGUGCCAGUGGUUGGUGAGAUGGCGCUUAUGUACUCCCAGCCUUCACGACAUUUUCUUUGUUUAACAAAUGCAGGCAUUCAGGUUUUUAAGAAGAUUCGACCACUGGAUCAGCUGCACCGUGUACUUCUUCUCUCGCGAGGCCAUGAGCUUAAUGCUGCCCUAGUUCCUUUUGUUCGUUGUUUUGGCGAGAUUCAAGUGGUCUGUAUGCUGAUUGCGCUGGCAUGUGGUGUUCCAACGGAUCCUCUGGUCAGUGAGACCUCCACAGCGGCUUCGCUGGUUGCCCCCAAUCGGGGCGGAAUGACAACGAUGAAGAGUGACGAGUAUAUUUACACGGCCGCAGUACAGUGUAUUUUUGAAAUUGCUCAGGGUCCCCCUGACAACGUGCCUAUCGAGCCAGCAGGUACAUCUACAGCCAAUGGCUCGUUUAGUUCAGCGGGCAGUACGCGAAUCGUACUUACCACAGAAUUUGGCAUGUCAUACCAACAUGACGGUCUUGUUGCUUUUGCAUGUCGUGUCCUGCGACCGCUCUGGACAACGAAGACACUUGGUCGACGUGUGGUUACUCGCGUGUCUGCUAAUGCUCAUAAUGACGUUAAGCCAUCGGAUAAGGCACCUGGAUACGUAACCAGCUUUGAGAAUAUCCAUUCCCCUCAGAAGCUGGAUGAAAUCCGUGAGAUUUUGUUUCAACUACGACAAUUAAUGGAAUCUGCCGGUCCGUUUGCCGUGUCCAUUAGCGGCGGUGCUGCACUUGAGAACAAUCCUAGUUUGGAUGGCAUUCUAGGGGAAUCUGCUGAAGCUGGGUUAUCGCGUGUGGCUGAGUUGGUGUUGCGCCACCAGCAAUCGCUUAGUGAAGAUCAACUGAAGCACGAGACGCGCUUUAGAGCCGAACAGCGCUCGAUGUACUACCUCUACCAGUUAGUGCUGCGCAGUAUUGAAGCUAUAUCACUGCUGCGGAUUGCACAGGAAUACAAGGUGUCACUGGAAGAACCUCUCGCUCGUCUCAGCUUCAGUGACUUGGUGACGACGACGGAUGGCGUGUCAGCCGCCAAGACAAUGACAAAGGCGUUAAUGCGUGGAAGUAACGAGAAUAAUCAGUUUUUAAUCAAACAGUUACGCGAGCAGUGCCCCACGUUCUUCUCUGUAUCAGACCUAUGGCACUACCAAGGGUAUCGAAGUCUGUCCAACGCCAAGCUCAGCGGUUCCCCUGCUGCUCGCGAUAACUUUUUGAAGGAGUCGCUUGACCAGUUCCUGAAGUCGUGCCACAUGUGGGAUACAGAGGACUGCCUGGACGUUUUACAAUGCAUCUGCGAAGAUUACACACUGCUAAAUUUCUACGAAGGUGUCGUGAAGCUGUCGCUGGCAUGCGCCAAGCACUUCCAUGACGCAGCCGCUUCUGAUCUGAGCGGUGUAAAACAGAUAUGGAAACGCCGAUGCUUUGGUUGUAUUUUGCUGGCGCUACAUCGGCUUUUGGGUGGAGAAAAGAAUAGCUCAGCACGCGCUGUGGCGAACGGGGCUAGUCCGCAAGCUGUCGAAGAAAUGGUGACACUCGAUGACGAUACGCGGAAUAAGCACGUGGAAGAGUUGUUCCACUUUGCGCUAGCGUCUGAAGAUGAGAGUUUUCAUAACCUGCUGUACACGUGGCUGUACGAGCGUGGUCACUCCCACUUGCUGACUUCCAUCCGCUCUCCGUACAUUGAAGAGUUUUUGAAAGAGAAAGACCAAGAUCUGCUUGUAAAGCUUUACAUGGACCAGCACAAGUAUCUUAUGGCGGCAAAAGUGUGGUGGGCGCGUGCCCAUGAGGACACCAUGGAUGGCGACGACUACGCCACUUCUUCCGCCUUAGUGGUCUCUAACAAUCCGGAUAUUGUCAAGCGUCAAUAUUAUGUGUCAAAGUCUCUGACUUGCCUGAAGAGCUUGGAGGAUGUGGGUGAAGCCUCAGAUGCCAUUCGAGAAGUGCGCGACGUGCUGGAUGUGUUGCAGUUGCAGGUGCGUGUUUUGAAGGCUCUUGAGCAAAAGGUGAUUGAGUUAGAGAUGUCUUCCUCGACCAUGACCGAUUCGUUGCGUGAACGGAAGAAGGAUGUACAGCUUCUCACCUACAAGCUGUUCGACGCGUCUACAUUAUACAACCGAUUUGCUUCUAAGUAUGAUAUGUGGGCUGAGUGCUUAUAUAUAAUUCAUGUUUGCAAGUCGGAGGAGGCGGAUGUGAUCACGACGCUUUGGCGAAAGGUCAUUUUUAGCCUGCUACCUCAAUCUUCUAAUAGUGCUGCAUUCAACGCAUGGCGGUUAGACCAAUGUGAGAAGGCUGGACUGCUUGCUACGCCAAGUACUGGAAGCGGGGGUUCUUCUUUUGAGAGCGGAAAUUGGAUUGGCCAGAUGCAGUGCAAAAUUUUGCGUCUGGGCAAGUCGCUCUACUUUGAAGGUGACGAUAAGCACAGCGGCUCUGCUACUGAUACCAGUGACUUUGUAUUUCCUGUUGGGUUUCUAGCCGAUUUAUUAGAGUGGAUAUCGCUCUGGUAUAUUCGAUCAACGGGUGUUGGUGCCUUUGCUGGCAACAUCGCCUCAGCCUCGGCUAUUGACGCUACAACCUUCAACUGGGUGCUCAAGUUGUUUUUAGACGUGGGCGUAGCGCACCGAGUGCUCCUGAGUUAUUAUGAGCAGCUGUACCGCGAGCAGCCUGAGCGGCUUUACCGCGAGGGUUGGACACUGCACUUGCUGCAGUCUAUGCUGGCCAUUAUUACUAUCUGGAAGAAGCACGCCGUUUCUCCACGCGCCGGCAAGGACCAGCUAGCGGAGUUUGCUGCCUGCUGUCCAACUAUUGUCGACCUUUGUGAUGGCUUUAUAACUGAUCUACGUGCCACAUCACAAGACGAGAACAGUGAAACACAGACAUUGCUAGACCAAUUUCGCCGAGUCAAGAGCGAAUUGUUGCAUUUUCGGACCCUCAUGUAG
Messenger RNA from Peronospora belbahrii, 4650 nucleotides. The record is from the annotation of a GenBank genome assembly. Lineage: Eukaryota; Oomycota; Peronosporomycetes; Peronosporales; Peronosporaceae.